Molecule: messenger RNA, 3464 nt
Organism: Parathielavia appendiculata
Lineage: Eukaryota; Fungi; Ascomycota; Sordariomycetes; Sordariales; Chaetomiaceae
Product: phospholipase D/nuclease
Exons: 10
Coding region: 276-3035 (919 amino acids)
Biological process (GO): phosphatidic acid biosynthetic process; phospholipid catabolic process; intracellular signal transduction
Cellular component (GO): intracellular membrane-bounded organelle
Molecular function (GO): D-type glycerophospholipase activity
Source: RefSeq, a predicted model, not a curated record
CACUGCUGGCAGCCAGUUCUCGGGCCAGCUGAGCGGUAGGGGCAUUGAACACUUGACGGCAUGAUGCAAGGAACCCGGGUUCACAUCUCGACUCCUGAGCGCUAGCGACUCACCCAAUACCAGGUUCAACGCUGGACGCCACCUUUCCCGGUCUUUUUCCGGUCGUCACGUUGUUCGCCGUUUCACAGACCUCAGAUUCCUCUUUUCUUGCUCGACUGCCCCGCAGUUGCCCACGCCGAGGCGCGGCCCCCUUGACCGACUCGCACGCCGAGACCAUGGACUUCCACUCGCUGCUGCGCAAAGCCAAGCAGGGCAUCGACGACCUCUUGCCAGGCGAGGAGAAGCACUCUCACACCCAUGACGGCCAUGAAUGUCACGAGGGCCAUUCCCACGCCGAGUACGGCACCAAUCGCUACUGCUCAUUCGCGCCCCAGAGCUCGGGGCAUGCCAAGUGGUAUGUCGACGGCGCCUCCUAUUUCUGGGCUGUGUCCAUGGCUCUUGAAGAGGCCCGCGAGUAUAUCUACAUCCUGGAUUGGUGGCUGAGUCCCGAGUUGUACCUGCGUCGGCCCCCUGCUCGCAAUGAGCGCUACCGGCUAGACCGCAUGCUCAAAGCCGCCGCUGAGCGCGGAGUGCGGAUCCAUGUGGUUGUCUACAAGGAGGUGCCGCAGGCGUUAACAUUGAACUCGAUACACACCAAGCACGCUUUGGAAGCCCUCCAUCCCAACAUCAAGGUCUUCCGAUACCCUGACCACUACGUCAGCGGCAACACCCUUGUCACGGGCAUCCAGGGCCUCUCCACCGGCCUGCAGAACUUCAGCCUGAAGACGUUCGACCUUGCCAGGGCUUCCGAGGAUGCCCUCAAAAGUCUCUACGGCACUGCCGAGGACACCGUGUUGUUCUGGGCCCAUCAUGAAAAGUUGUGCCUCAUUGAUGGAAGGGUGGCGUUUAUGGGGGGUCUAGAUAUGUGUUUUGGCAGAUGGGACACGAACAGCCACCCGAUCGCGGACGCUCAUCCUGGCAACAUCGAGGACAUCGUGUUCCCUGGACAGGACUACAACAAUGCGAGGAUCUAUGAUUUCGAGGAUGUCGACAAGUGGGAAAACAACAAGCUUGACCGGACCAAGAACUCACGCAUGGGCUGGUCGGACAUCAGCAUCAGCCUGUCAGGACCCAUCGUGGACAAUCUGGAAAUUCAUUUCACCCAGCGAUGGAACUUCAUCUUCAACAAGAAGUAUACCGCCAGGGACAUUGGCAAGUACCAGCGGCUUGAGCCGCCGCGCUCUCACCACCCGCAUUCUGGUGACCUCAUAGACGGCGGCCAGGAAUACCUCGGCGAACUGCAGAAUCGUUUCUCCCGUCACAUGCACCGCUUCCUCGGAGACGACGAGACAUCGCACAGGACUGAGCGGCGAACGGAGGGCGCCCAUAUCCAGCUGACUCGCAGUAGCUGCCAGUGGUCUCUGGGGAUCACUACGGAGCACUCGAUCGCCAAUGCUUACAUUGAGGCUAUCAAAAACGCCCGGCACUUUGUCUACAUCGAGAACCAGUUCUUUAUCACCGCCACGUCGGACAAGCAGAGACCCGUCACCAACAAGAUCGGCCGGGCCAUCGUCGACCGGAUCCUCCACGCCCAUCAGACCGGUGAGGACUUUCAAGUUGUCGUCAUGAUGCCUGCUGUGCCUGCUUUUGCCGGCGACCUCAAGUCCGAAGGGGCUCUCGGCACCAGAGCCAUCAUGGAGUUCCAGUACAACUCGAUCAACCGCGGCGGCUUCAGCAUCAUCGAAGCGCUGCGCAACUCGGGUGUUGAGGAUCCACACAUGUACAUAAACUUUUACAACCUGCGCAGUUAUGAUCGCAUCAAUACCAGUGCCGUCAUGGGGCGCGUUGAGCGUGAGAGCGGCGUCCGGUACGAGGAGGCGCGGCGACAGUACGACGAGCGCUUCGAAGGGUCCGGAUACGAGCGAGAUCAGCAGAGGUAUGGUGGCGAUUAUCCUGUUGAUUACGGCCGCGGUGAGAGAUACGGCGACGAUGGGUACGGUCGAGGUGACCGCGGGUAUGAAUAUGGUCGGGGCGGUGAGUAUGGCCGUCGGGACGAAUAUCGUCAACAGGAUGACUAUGGCCGGCAUGACCAGGACGGUCGCCAAGAUGACUACGGCCGCAGCAGUCAUCGGGACGACCGAUACCGCCGAUACCAAGAGGCCGCCAGCCACAUCUCUGACAAGACGUGGGAUACCGUCUCGGCAUGCUACAUGCAAAACGGCCCGGACCUGCGCAGCGUUCCGUGGACUGGUUCACCUGAGGACGAGCUCAACGCCUUCGUGUCAGAGCAACUGUAUAUUCACAGCAAGGUCCUCAUCGCCGACGAUCAGUUGGUGAUCUGUGGCUCCGCGAACCUCAACGACCGCUCCCAGCUCGGCAACCACGACAGCGAGAUCGCCGUGGUCAUCGAAGACCCCACGCCAGUUUCCAGCUCGAUGGGCGGACGCCCUUAUACAGCGUCUGCCUUUGCAACCUCGCUCCGCCGCCAGCUCUACCGCAAGCACCUCGGCCUGCUGCCCCACCAGCGGCCCGACGCCGCGGACCGCAAUUGGACACCGGUCACCCACGACCCGGUGAACGACUACGACUGGGGCUCCCCCGCCGACCGGCUGGUGCAGGACCCGCUGAGCAGAGAGUUCCUCGAUCUCUGGCGGACCACGGCGCGGCGCAACACUGAAAUCUUCAGCCGCGCGUUCCAUCCCGUGCCGAACGAUAAGGUGCGCACGUGGGAGGACUAUGAUCGGUUCUUUUCCAAAUAUUUUGUCGUUCCCGGCGAGCCGGCUGAGCAGGCGGCUGAGGGGUACAAGCGGGGCAAGGUUGACUAUGGGCAUGUUGUCCGGGAGGAAUUCCCUGGCGGUGUGGCGGAGCUGAAGGAGUGGUUGAGCGGCAUCAGGGGUAAUCUGGUCGAGAUGCCGCUGCAGUUCUUGACUGAUGUGGAUGACUUGGCGAAAGAUGGGUUGGCGUUGAAUACGCUGACGGAUGAGUUGUAUACGUAGUGGAAGGCAAGAUUGUCAAGCUGGGAUCCGGAUGCAAGGGAGAGAUAGUUAUAUCUGAACUGCUUUUACACAAGCCUCUUGGAGCGAAUCAUAGCAGGUUCAGUGAAAUGGAUCACGACGAAGACUCCUUUGCCUCGCGCUGCCCGGCAAUGUCCCCCAAAAGUCAGCAAGACUGUGGUUUGAGUGUCUCACAUGAUACAUUCAAAAGGUUUCUGCUGCUCCGCUAGGCGUCCCACGCAGUAGUAGUGGUAGAUCCGGAUGUGCUUGCACUCAGGGCCAACAGCAGGGUUCCAGCAGAUGAAAGUAUCGAACGAAAUGCCGUACUGAGAGGCAAUGUCGUUGCAGUCGAAAGCAAACGACACAGCUGGUCCCAUCAUAUUAAGUCAGACAUCACCCUGCCUUGAGCUGGAGGAACCGAAGUUGAGAGGC